Messenger RNA from Nycticebus coucang (slow loris), 1369 nucleotides. RefSeq names its product rho GTPase-activating protein 20-like. Lineage: Eukaryota; Metazoa; Chordata; Mammalia; Primates; Lorisidae. Bases 289 to 600 code for a protein of 103 amino acids. The record is from RefSeq and is a predicted model, not a curated record. Gene Ontology annotation, molecular function: GTPase activator activity. The transcript has 5 exons. Gene Ontology annotation, biological process: signal transduction.
CCCAAGGGGAAAAGAACGGGUCCCGCCCACGCCCGGCCCGAUCCGGAGCCGGGGCCUGCAGCGACCCGGGAGGAUAGAGGCGGGGCCGGGUGGCAAAACCGCCCCUCCCCCCUCGCAUGUAACACCGCGAUCGGCCCGAGAAAGACGGCUGAGUUCUCCCACCGCCACGCAAGUCGCGGGGGAAGGGACAGUACGAAUGCUGCCGCCCCUCCCCGCGGAAGGAUUUUUCUAAAAAACAUUCCGGAAAGCAUUUUUGCAAAAAGUCUCUACCACGAGUGGCUGUCCGUAAUGGAGAAAAGCAGCGACAGACAGAAAAUUGAAAAAAUUAAAAGGCUAUUAGACCAGCUACCAAGAGCAAACGUUGUUCUCAUACGGUACGUGUUCCUGGUGUUAAGUAAUAUCGCUGAACUCUCCGCGGCAAAUGAAAUGGAUGCUUUACACUUAGGGGUGUGUAUGGCUCCAAGUAUUAUAUGGCAUCCUUCUGCAAGCAGAGAAGAAAUGACCUCUGCAGAAAAGCUUGUGGAAUUUGUGAUUAAAAACUGCCGCAACAUCUUUGGAGGACACGUCACUGCCCUGUUUGGAGAGUCAUCCGGAAUAUAAAAUACUCAGGAUAAACCCUCAGAUACAUCUAGCUUUCCAGAGAGCAAUACUUCCUCAUGUGAGAGCUUGAAGAAAAAAGCGACUGUGCUGCUGGCCCACAGUGUGAUGAAUCAAAGAAAAUCGUCCAAUUAAAUUGAAGCAUUGACUCGCUUAUAAUGUUUCUGGACUCUGGCCUUGAUGCCCUUGAAUUCUAAAUGAGCUUCAGAGCCUCCUGUAUGACUUUUAGUUUAGGUGGACCAGCCUCCUAAAGACAAGCCGAUGGAUGUAAUAAUGUGCAGAGAUAUUCCACCACAGAAUCCUGCCAAGAUUCUGUCUGGCAGUUGUCCACAGCUGCAGCAUAUGUUAAAAAAAAAAAAUAGAAAAUGCUGUAAGCUGUCCUGUAUAAGCUCCACCUGAUCUACAAGGCUAAUUCUAUCACAUUAACAGCUGUGGCUCACCUGUAGCCCUAGCUACUUGGGAGCUGAUUUCCCAGCAGAAACUUUGUAGGACAGAUGAAGAGUUCCUAUCUUGAAUGCACUUCAACAAAUUUCUGACAGUGUAGCAUUCUUUAACCUGCAAACUACAGUUCGUAUUUGAUGGAGGAAUCAAAUCUUCUCCUGACAUGCAAAAAAAAGUGAAGCUGAAUAGCUCUAUCUUGAGAAAAUACAUCUAACUUCCAUGAAGAAAUAAAGACAGAGGAUAAAAAGUUGGAAAAGUUUGAAACUAAGCAUGAAAGUGCACAAUCAAAGUCAGGCCAUUCAACACAAUGAGGAGGAGGAAGAGGAGGAUG